Raphanus sativus (radish) is the source of this 2821-nucleotide messenger RNA. Its product is annotated as meiosis-specific protein ASY3. The record is from RefSeq and is a predicted model, not a curated record. Gene Ontology annotation, biological process: meiotic cell cycle. Bases 166 to 2514 code for a protein of 782 amino acids. The transcript has 10 exons. Lineage: Eukaryota; Viridiplantae; Streptophyta; Magnoliopsida; Brassicales; Brassicaceae.
AGGCGGUUAUGUUUAAGCAUUUGCGAAAAUCAAAAAGUUUCAAUCUGCCCGCCUCUCCUCUCUCUCUCUCACUCAGAGCAGACUCAAACUUCCAGUUAAUUUUCCGGCGAUCAAGGAGUUAGGGAUCUCGCAAUUCAACCCGCGAGAGCUUUGAUUCGAGGAAAGAUGAGCGAAUACAGAAGCUUCGGCAGUAACUAUCACCCAUCAAGUCAAUCUCGAAAGAUGUCUAUUGGAGUUAUGGCCGACUCACAACCCAAGAGAAACCCCCCUUGUCCAGAUAAGGUUGUUGGAGAUGCUAUUGGUAGAGCUGAAGAGUUGAAAGCAACCACAGUAGCCGAUUUUCAGCCGAGCAACAAGGUUAAAGGUGAUUUAUCUGCAAACCAGAGGAGUUCUGCCAAGGGCACUGAGCAUGCGACUUCACCUUGGAGGUCUCCCAGAUCUUCUUAUCGGAAAUUGGGCACUCUGGAGAAUGUUCUUUGUAGGCAAACGUCUAGCUUGUCUGGUAGCAAAGGAUUAAACAAGGGACCAAAUGGAGCACAUCAGGCACCAGCUCGUGACUCAUUUCAAGACAUUCCUAUCUCUAGUCCUCUGCGCAGUGAUGAUGAGCUGAUCAGUGGCAGGAACGGUAAAGACAUGGAUAAGAGUCCAGAGAGGAUGGAAGAACCUCCAUCUGCAGUCUUUCCGCAAAAGGUUGCGUCACAGAGAGAAGCGAAGGCUAAAGAUGGAAGUACUGAUGUUUUGAGAUCAAAACUGUGGGAAAUAUUGGGGAAAGCUUCACCGGUAAAUAACGAAGAUGUCAACUCUGAGACCCCAGAAGUGGUCAAGACCAACUCCAAGUUGAAUCAAGACAAGAGUUCAAACGAUGAUCCUCUUACUAGGCCUAGACACCUCUCAGAUACUAUUGAAACUGAUUCUGAAAGCCCUGAAGCUGCAACCAGAAGGCCGGUAACAAGAUCUUUGAUGCAGAGGAGGGUAGGAGCCAAAGGUAUUCAAAAGAGAACCAAAACUGGUGUCAACUUAGGUGGCAAAAUCACUGAAGAAGUGAACAAUGUAUUCACCUUUGAAGAAGGUUUGCGCGGGGAUAAUGGCACCGCCAUGAACUCCACUGUUAUGCCGAAGAAACAAAGGGGUAGGAAGAAAAAUUCUGUUGUAAAAUGUCGCAAGGUUCAGUCCCGUGGAAAGGAUGAAGCUGAUGGGAUUCUGAAGGAGACGAGCAAGAGUAAAACUCCAGCACGUUCUGAGAGUACCAGAACUGGCAAAAGGUCUUCAUUAUCUGACAAAAAAGGAAGUUCCCUUGAGUUUAAUCAACAUACCAAAGCUCAGAAACAGAAACCAGAUGUUAGCACAAGGGACGAAGAUUUUCAGCCAUCAUCAGAGGCAGCUACGCCAGAGAUGUUCCGUGGACUAUUUAAAAAUGGCGAUGAACAGGAAAGGCCGAGUGAAGUUCUCAAGGAAAAGUCUGUUGAGCCAGAAAAUGACUUCCAGAGUCCAACGUUCGGCUAUAAAGCACCAAUCUUAAGUCCUUCCCCCUGUUUAUCUCCUGAAGCAUCUCCGUUGUAUCCCAGGAAUAUUAGUCCCGCUUUUGAUGAGACUGAAGCAACAAUAUUUAGCUUCGGUACUAAGAAAAACCCCCAAGAGACAAAAGGCCAAGCGUCAGAUAAGAGAUUGCAUGACUUCUUGGAGAAGAAAGGAGGUUAUUCUUUCGGCAGAGAGAGUUCUGCCGAGCCAGAUGAAGAUUUAGUUCUAUCAGAUCCAUCGUCUGAUGAGAAAGAUUCAGAUGGAUCAAGAGAAGACUCACCCGCAUUGGGCCACUACAACAGUCCCCAAGUAAGAGAAACUGCUAACGGGAGUAAUAAGAAAUCUAAGCCAGGCUUUAGCUCAGCUAAACGGAACUCGAACCUUAAGGGCAAUGGACGUGUCGUGUCGAGUCCUAUCUCGUCUUUGUCCGAAGGGAUGCAUAAAACUGAUUCCUUCAAGCGGUUUUCAGAGGCGGAGGAAGAUGAAGGCUUGGGAAGGGCUGUUGCAUUGUUUGCUGUGGCGCUUCAAAACUUUGAGAAAAAGCUAAAAUCUGCAGCUAGAAAGAAGUCUUCAGAAAUCAUAGCAUCAGUCUCCGAGGAGAUACAUUUGGAGUUGGAGAAUGUCAAGUCUCACAUCAUAACAGAAGCGGAAAAGACGAGUAACGUAGCCAAAACUAAGAGAAAGCAUGCGGAAACAAGAUUACAAGAGCAACAAGAGAAAAUGAGAAUGAUCCACGAAAAGUUUAAGGAUGAUGUCGGGAACCAUCUUGAAGAUUUCAAGAGUACUAUUGAAGGGCUUGAAGCAAACCACUCAGAGUUGAAAGGAAGCAUAAAGAAGCAAAGAACAUCACACCAAAAACUCAUAGCGCAUUUUGAAGGAGGCAUCGAGACAAAGCUGGAGAAUGCGACAAAAAGAAUCAACUCUGUCAACGAGUCUGCGAGAGGAAAGAUGAUGCAGCUGAAGAUGAUUGUCGCAGAAUGUUUGAAGGAUGAUUGACCCACCCGAGCCUGUCUCACACGUAGUAAGCUCAUCCUCCACUUAAAAAAUUUCGAAACAUACCUUACUUUGAAUAGACGAUUCAUGUCUUGGUAUCCUUUUCUUUGUAACUUUGCACAGAGAACCCAGGUGAUAUAUUCUGUGUAGUGGUCUCAUGACCUCACGUGAUUAGUAGACGCAUUUGCUUCCUCAUUUCAGUGUAUUGAGAGAUACUUUAAUAUGUUCUGUGAACCACUCAAUACAAGAUUAACUAGUUUGCUAAGAUUGGUCCUAACUCCUAAUUAGUAAUAUCAAUAGAUCUCAAUCA